AUGACAAUUGCUAAUAAAUUAGUUGAUAACUAUUAUGUGCCUCAGUUCAAUAACCAAAUCACCAUAAAAUCAAAGAUAUCAAAUAUCUUGAUUAUUACAAAGAUUUAUGAUCUCGAGCCAAUUCUAGACACCAAAACUUUAGUCAAAUAUCUCCUACUGCUUAAAGAAUACGGAAUCAAUAUUUAUAUUCAAGAUAAGCUAAAGAUGAUUAAGGAGUUUGGAUAUAAUGAGAUUUUAGAAUAUAAGGAAACACUAAAGUCUAAAUCAGGUCUAAAGUUUUGGAAUUCCGAAUCAUUUACUUUCAAGCCAGACUUGUUUGACUUAGUUAUUACAAUGGGUGGUGAUGGUACUGUUUUGUUUGCCAGCUUAUUGUUUCAAUCUUACAUGCCACCAGUCUUAAGUUUUGGGCUAGGCUCUUUAGGAUUUUUAACAGAUUAUCAGUUUGAAAACCAUCAAGAAAUUCUAGGAAAUAUGAUAAAGAAUGGAUUUCAUUGUUCUGUUAGAAGACGAUUUCAAUGUACCGUCAUGAGAUCUGAUCAAAGCAGAAUCAAAAAUGAAAAUGAAAAUGAAAAUAUAAACGCAAAUAAAAACGCAAAUAAAAACGACAAAACAUUAGCAAAUGGAAAGCAAGCGAUGAUAUCCCUCGCUAACAUCAGAGAUUUGUCUGAAGAAAUUGCAAGGAAUAGCAAUAAUACAGAUUAUAUUGAGGAUUCUUAUAACUUUCAUGAAACUCACAAAGUCUUGGAAACAUACAUCAUCUUCAAUGAUAUUGUAUUUGAUAGAGGUCCAAAUUCGACUAUGACUUCAAUAGAUUUAUAUGGUGAUUUUGAACCAUUAACAACAAUUGAAGCUGAUGGCUGUGUCAUUGCUACACCAUCAGGAUCUACUGCUUAUUCGCUAUCUGCUGGAGGGUCAUUAGUUCAUCCAGAGAUCCCAGGGGUUUUAAUUUCACCAAUUUGUCCUCAUACUUUGUCACUCAGACCAUUAAUUAUCCCCGAAACCAUAACUUUGAGAGUUGGAGUCCCAUAUAACUCAAGAAGUACGGUUUGGUGUUCCUUUGAUGGGAAAAAUCGAAUUGAAUUGAAAAAUGGGGAUUUUGUUACCAUUACUCCAAGUAGAUACCCUUUAAGUUUUGUGAAGAACAAUACUUCAAAGUUAUUAUGGUUUAAAAGAUUAAGUGAUACAUUGAAUUGGAAUGAAAGAAAAAAACAAAAGCCAAUGACCAAAAUUGCAAUUGAUAAUGAUAAUAAUGAUGAUAAUAAUGAUGAUAAUGAUGAUGACAAUGAUAAUGACAAUGAUAAUGACAAUGCUAAUGAUAAUGAUAGCGACAAUGGUUUUUUAAGUUUUUUUUUAGGUAAUGGUUUUGGAUUUCUUUUAUUUGGUAAUUUUACAAAUUUGAAGUGGGACUAUAAAAACGUCAACGAUCGCUAUUAG
Molecule: messenger RNA, 1434 nt
Organism: Ascoidea rubescens DSM 1968
Lineage: Eukaryota; Fungi; Ascomycota; Saccharomycetes; Ascoideales; Ascoideaceae
Product: ATP-NAD kinase
Exons: 3
Coding region: 1-1434 (477 amino acids)
Biological process (GO): NADP+ biosynthetic process; NAD+ metabolic process
Molecular function (GO): NAD+ kinase activity
Source: RefSeq, a predicted model, not a curated record